AUGAAGGAAUGUCUGCAGACAGAGCUUCUGGAAACACUUGGGGAUUUGACAGAGAAGGAACUGAAGCUCUUUAAGUGGUAUCUACAGAAACCUGAGACACUGGAUGGUUUACCAGCCAUCCCAAAGAGUGAUCUUCAGACAGCUGAUAAACUGGAAAUCGUGAAUUUGAUGAUCAAUAAAUACAAACCUGAAAAUGCUGUGGGAGUCACAAAAAAGAUUUUGGACAAAGUCAAGACUCGUACAAAUAAACCUUCACACGUUGUGGAGAAACAAGAAAAACCAGUCCAUACAGUUUUAUCAGAAGAGUGUCUUUUACAGUGUCAUCGGUGUCUAAAGUGUAAGCUCAGAGAGAAGUUCCAAAUUGUCUUGGAGGGAAGUGUCAGAGCUGAAAAUCCAACCCAAGUCCAACUGAAUCAGAUCUACACAGAGCUCUACAUCACAGAGGGAGGGACUGCAGAUGUCAGACAGAUUGAAACAGCAUCCAGGAAACCAGACAGACCAGAAACAACAAUCAGACAAGAAGACAUCUUUAAAGGCUCACCACAAAGAAUUCAAAAAAUCAGAACAGUGCUGACAAAGGGAGAGGCUGGUAUUGGCAAAACAGUCUUAACACAGAAGUUCAUUCUCGACUGGGCUGAAGACAAAGCCAACCAGGACAUCAAGUUUUUAUUUCCAUUCACUUUCAGAGAGCUGAAUGUGCUGAAAGAGGAAAAGUUCAGCUUGGUGGAACUUGUUCAUCACUACUUUACUGAAACCAAAGAAGCAGGAAUCUGCAGCUUUGAAGACUUCCAGGUUGUGUUCAUCUUUGAUGGUCUGGAUGAGUGUCGACUUCCUCUGGACUUCCACAAAACUACAAUCCUAACUGACCCUAGAAAGUCCACCUCAGUGGAUGAGCUGCUGAUAAACCUCAUCAGGGGGAAGCUGCUUCCCUCUGCUCGCCUCUGGAUAACCACACGACCUGCAGCAGCCAAUCAGAUCCCUCCUGACUGUGUUUACAUGGUGACAGAGGUCAGAGGGUUCACUGACCCACAGAAGGAGGAGUACUUCAGGAAGAGAUUCAGAGAUGAGGAGCAGGCCAGCAGGAUAAUCUAUCACAUCAAGACGUCACGAAGCCUCCACAUCAUGUGCCACAUCCCAGUCUUCUGCCGGAUCACUGCUACAGUUCUGGAGGAUGUGCUGAAAACCGGAGAGGGAGGAGAGCUGCCCAUCACCCUGACUGAGAUGUACAUCCACUUCCUGGUGGUUCAGGCCAAAGUGAAGAAGGUCAAGUAUGAUGGAGGAGCUGAGACAGAUCCACACUGGAGUCCAGAGAGCAGGAAGAUGAUUGAGUCUCUGGGAAAACUGGCGUUUGAUCAGCUGCAGAAAGGAAACCUGAUUUUCUAUGAAUCAGACCUGACAGAGUGUGGCAUCGAUAUCAGAGCAGCCUCAGUGUACUCAGGAGUGUUCACACAGAUCUUUAAAGAGGAGAGAGGACUGUACCAGAAUAGGGUGUUCUGCUUCAUCGAUCCGAGUGUUCAGGAGUUUCUGGCUGCUCUUCAUGUCCAUCUGACCUUCAUAGACUCUGGAGUCAAUCUGAUGCAAGAACAACAAACAACACCCAUUAAGUGUGAAACCAGAGAAGAACUGGAAGAGACACACGUCACCCAGAUUGCUGUGAACAAGGCCUUACAGAGUCCAAAUGGACACCUGGACUUGUUCCUCCGGUUCCUCCUGGGUCUUUCACUGCAGAGUAAUCAGACUCUCCUACGAGGUCUGCUGACACAGACAGGAAGUAGCUCACAAACUAAUCAGGAAACAGCCCAGUACAUCAAGGAGAAGCUCAGUGAGAAUCUGUCUGCAGAGAAAAGCAUCAAUCUGCUCCACUGUCUGAAUGAACUGAAUGAUCAUUCUCUAAUGGAGGAGAUCCAACAGUCCCUGAGAUCAGGAAGUCUCUCCACAGAUAAACUGUCUCCUGCUCAGUGGUCAGCUCUGGUCUUCAUCUUACUGUCAUCAGAAGAAGCUCUGGAGGUCUUUGACCUGAAGAAAUACUGUGCUUCAGAGGAGGGUCUUCUGAGGCUGCUGCCAGUGGUCAAAGCCUCCAACACAGCUCUACUGAGUGACUGCAACCUCACAGGGAGAAGCUGUGAAGCUCUUUCCUCAGUUCUCAGCUGCCACACCUGUAGUUUGCAAAAAUUGGACCUGAACAACAAUGAUCUGCAAGAUUCAGGAAUUACUUUUCUCUGA
Messenger RNA from Neolamprologus brichardi, 2223 nucleotides. Lineage: Eukaryota; Metazoa; Chordata; Actinopteri; Cichliformes; Cichlidae. The record is from RefSeq and is a predicted model, not a curated record.